Messenger RNA from Abrus precatorius (Indian licorice), 1273 nucleotides. Its product is annotated as zinc finger-containing ubiquitin peptidase 1-like. Bases 85 to 1221 code for a protein of 378 amino acids. The transcript has 6 exons. The record is from RefSeq and is a predicted model, not a curated record. NCBI's taxonomy places the organism in Eukaryota, Viridiplantae, Streptophyta, Magnoliopsida, Fabales, Fabaceae.
UUGUUGUAGAAGGGAAUACAAAGCAAAACAAAGGGCGUUUUAAUUCACCAUUAUUGUUCCAUUCGUGAUAAUAGUAAAGGCAAUAUGGAUUCAGAUUCAUGGGCUACUUGCCCCUUUUGCGAUUCAUCACUGGCAUCACAACUUCUUGUGCACGCCAACUCUCAUUUUCGCGAUCUUGACGAUGGUUUUGGUUCACCCCUUCAAAUUCAUUCUCUUCCGAGAGAACAAGAAGACAAUGGUUCUCGGCAUGGUGGGACUAGUAGAGAUAAUGGGGAAUGCAAAGUGAAUGACAAAAUCUCUUGCCUGAUUGGUUCACAGACAAAGAGCAAGUUUUACAAAAUUGAGGUGGGUUUGAUGACCUUGUUGAGGAACUGUUUGGAGUCUGAAGCUGGAAAUUCAAAGAGCAUUUUGUCGGGUUUUGUCGAUCAUUUUCAGUGCCUUGAGUCUGAGGAUGCUGGAUGGGGGUGUGGAUGGCGUAACAUUCAAAUGCUUAGUUCUCACUUACAAGUGCAAAGACCAGAAGCAAGAAAAGCUUUGUUUGGUGGUUCGGGGUUUGUUCCUGAUAUUCCGUCUCUACAGAGAUGGGUUGAGAUUGCUUGGGAAAAGGGUUUUGAUGUGCCUGGGUCUGCUCAAUUCAAUCAUGUUAUUUAUGGUUCAAAAAAAUGGAUAGGAACUACUGAGUGUGCUGCUCUUUUGCGUUCCUUUGCUCUUCGGGCAAGAGUAGUGGAUUUUGGUCCCAAGGAAUCCCAAACUAUCCCUGGUUCAAGCUUUGAUAACACUAGAAAGAAAGCAAGUACUCAUAAUAUGGUUGAAGGAAAAGCUAAAAAGGAUGAGGCUUAUCAAGUUCUCAUGGAUUUUGUGUGGAAUUACUUUUCAGAUAAAAACUCAAUCCAAUUUGGUCAACAGCAUGUUGUGAUCAGUGAGAAAACGCCCUUGUACUUUCAACAUGAUGGCCAUUCAAGAACAAUAGUUGGAAUUCAAGUCAAACAUCAACAGAAAGGAAUUCUGCAAUAUAAUCUCCUAGUUUUGGACCCUGCACAUAGUACAGCAACUCUUGAAAGAUCACUAAGGCAGAAAGUUGGAUGGGAGAAACUCAUAAAAAGGGGAAUGCAUACACUGAAGAAGCCACAAUACCAGUUGUGUUAUGUUGAUUAUGGAAUUGCUAGCGAGGAGGAGAUGGAAGAACUCAAGACAAUUCACAGUGUCUUUCUUGAAUUUUAAACAAGCAUAUAAAGCACUUUGUUCCCUCCAGGCACUAUCUUAUAUUUCAUGU